GAGGGACCAGAGGGUGAUCAUCAAGUAAAGUUCCCUCUUCCACUUCCUCCUCCCCUGCAACCUGCCGCUCACUGCAGCACAAGGGCUGAUACCCAAAUUUGCCAGUCUCUCCCCGCUGUUUGCCUUGGCCUGACGUCCCUUUGCCCCGGGCACUGUCCUCCGCCACGGGUCCAGAGACAUGCAAGCCAUCAAGUGUGUCGUGGUGGGAGACGGAGCUGUGGGGAAAACCUGCCUCCUUAUCAGCUACACCACCAAUGCCUUCCCAGGAGAAUACAUCCCCACUGUGUUUGAUAACUAUUCCGCCAACGUGAUGGUUGACAGCAAACCUGUAAAUCUGGGGCUAUGGGAUACCGCUGGACAAGAGGAUUAUGACAGACUGAGGCCGCUCUCUUACCCGCAGACGGAUGUCUUCCUGAUCUGCUUCUCCCUCGUCAGCCCAGCAUCUUAUGAAAACGUCCGUGCUAAGUGGUUCCCCGAGGUGCGGCAUCACUGCCCUAGCACUCCCAUCAUCCUGGUGGGCACAAAGCUGGAUCUUCGUGACGACAAGGACACCAUUGAGAAGCUGAAGGAGAAGAAGCUAUCCCCCAUUACAUAUCCUCAGGGUCUUGCUCUGGCCAAGGAAAUCGACUCCGUGAAAUACCUCGAAUGCUCGGCUUUGACGCAGCGUGGCCUCAAGACAGUGUUUGAUGAGGCCAUUCGAGCAGUCCUCUGUCCGCAGCCCACCCGGACGAAGAAACGUGCAUGCAACCUCCUCUAA
Molecule: messenger RNA, 757 nt
Organism: Cariama cristata (Red-legged seriema)
Lineage: Eukaryota; Metazoa; Chordata; Aves; Cariamiformes; Cariamidae
Gene: RAC2
Product: ras-related C3 botulinum toxin substrate 2 (rho family, small GTP binding protein Rac2)
Exons: 6
Coding region: 179-757 (192 amino acids)
Biological process (GO): small GTPase-mediated signal transduction
Molecular function (GO): GTP binding; GTPase activity
Source: RefSeq, a predicted model, not a curated record